This is a messenger RNA of Serpula lacrymans var. lacrymans S7.9, 483 nucleotides long. RefSeq lists its product as uncharacterized. Lineage: Eukaryota; Fungi; Basidiomycota; Agaricomycetes; Boletales; Serpulaceae. The transcript is spliced from 4 exons. The record is from RefSeq and is a predicted model, not a curated record. Bases 1 to 483 code for a protein of 160 amino acids.
AUGUCUGCAACCGCAGAACAUAUUGCCACAAUUGCAGUAGAAGAUAACCCAAGAACCCUUUUCAAAGGUGAUAACUCUGAGCAUUGGGCCACAGAGAGUGGAGAAUUAUUUGCCAUGACAUUUCCUGCAAUUUUGGAUUUCAAUACCAAUUUCAGCCGACUCGGUCCUUAUUUCAGCAUAAGGAGUCUCAAGCCUUUCCCUGUCCGCACAAUGAAGAAGGUGAAAGCAGUGUAUUCCUUGUGUCCCAUCCCAGACAUUAAGAAUCAUCCUGAACUGGCCAUCCAAUGCUCAGCUCAAGCUUUUAGGACUCUGAUCUGCCUCUGUGACAAGGUGGAGCAACAGAGAAACAAAGAAAAAGCGACUGCAAGUGCUCCCAAAGCCACAGUCCAGAUUCCCUUGAAAGUAAUUGAUUACUCUGGUAAGGUGUUGCCAAUUGGAAAGUCGCCAACAUGCCCAACCCAUAGGGAUGGUACAGGAACUUGA